Messenger RNA from Parathielavia appendiculata, 2379 nucleotides. RefSeq lists its product as uncharacterized. The record is from RefSeq and is a predicted model, not a curated record. NCBI's taxonomy places the organism in Eukaryota, Fungi, Ascomycota, Sordariomycetes, Sordariales, Chaetomiaceae. The transcript has a single exon. The coding region runs from base 1 to 2379 and encodes 792 amino acids.
AUGGCGCACCCUAACGGAACCUCUUCGCUCAGCCGCGCAAGGUCUACAAGAAUGCCCGCAAACGUGAACAAGGCAGCACCAAAUGCACCUCGUGGAAACACACCGGCGAUUCUAUCUGCGACCACGGCUUCCCAUGCGACGUCCUCCCCAACCGCCCCAUCCAACGUCUCCCUCUUCCUCACCAACCUCCGCCUGCUCGACCUCGACCUCCACACGGACUGGCCCGAUAUCAGCGCCCUUACCUUCAGCACAAGAGAUGCGGCGCAGGGGCAAAAGAAGCGCAUCCAAGCGGUCGAAUGGACUCUUUACCACCUCUUCCGACUUUGGGAUCCCGAGGACGCCCGCAACAAGCUGCAGCCCUUUUUUCCGCCGCUCGAUCAAGUCCAGUCGCUGAAUCUGCGCGCGGCGCUGCUCAGAGGUCUGGAACAGGCGAAGAAGAAUGGCGUUCUUGGCCGAGACGCCGUCGUCCGCAAGACGAUGCUCGACGAGUGCAAGGGCGAGAGGCUGGAGGAGGUGCUGGCGGUCUUCUCGUCCGCUGUCUUGAAGAAACUGGUUGCAGAGCAGCGCAUCAACGGCAGAGGACAUCCUGCUCUUGCCCAGGCGCUUGCGCUCGAAAACAGAGGGUAUUCUGGCGAACGGACCGAGCUCACUGCGUUGAUUCUGGCUUACCGGGUGUCCUUGUGCCGAAUAUUGGACGAGAAGAAGUCGGCACGUGCAAGAUUUUGCGCGUUCUCGGAUCUUCUGGCGUCGAGAGAGAAGGCGAUUCUCAGGAGGCGCGAACAGGCAGAAGUUGCGAAACAGCGUAGUCAGGGUCUUUCCGAUAACCAAAAGCGCGAGGUUUGCCGGGUGGUCCGCGACAAUUGGGCUGGCAAUGAGAGUUGGAUGGAAGCGUUACUCUACGGAGACAGCAAGUUACGCAAAGACGGAGUCCUAACGAAUCCGUACGACAGGGUCUGGAGGCGAGUGCAGGCUGACCGGCUCGCGGAACUUGAGGAUACAUCUGUCGGGCUUCUGGAACAACUGGGCAGCAGAGUUCGGGGACAACAGCAAAGAUUGGAGAGGUGGAGAAGCUUCCGCCAGAUGAUGUUUGGGGAGACUGGCACUGAGCCGGCUGUCAAGCAAGCAGUAUCGCAAUCCAAGCAAAAGGGCAUUGACCUGGGCUUCAACGCUCACCAAGACCUGCACUUUGGGCGCAUGAGUCCAAGGAAACUUUCCCGUGCCACUCCUAGCCAGCUUGACAGUCACUACGAGGCUCUUAUCGAUGGCCUGAAGUCCGACCUAGCCAGCAUAAGCCGAGCUGCUCUCAGCGUGCCUUCGGUUUUCCAGAAGCCACAGCGGACCGUGAGGUUGCCACCAAAAGACAUAGAAGUCGCGGCGGAGGCCGAGCAGAUCUCUGAUAUUAGCGACAUUGAGGAGGUACAGCCACCACCACGUCCGUCGCCUUCUCGCCGCGAACCGAUUCGGGUGUCAGAAGAGCCCGCAUUCGAACCUGUUUUGCGAAAGGCCAAGACCUUCGACGAUGAGCACGCACUAUUUGACGAAGAUGGACCACUGGCCCCCUCUCGCCUUCAAAGAUCAGCAACGACUCAGUCGCACUCUUCGACGAGGAGGCGACCCAUCACACAGUCACCAACAAGAGCUCCAGGGCUAAGAUUAAGCUCAGCACCGAAGACGAACCACCGCCGUUCGUCGCCUUCUGGCUCGACUGGCUCGCCCCCAAAACUCGCCGCGUCUUCUCCCGAACCCCCUUCCCCACCUGAACCGUCCAUUUCUCCAACACAAGAACUAGCCGACCAGAUCCUUGCCUCAGUCAACGCCGCCUCUCCAUCGCCGGUCAAGAAACCCCGGCACACGCUUUCCCUAGCCGAGCGCACCCGGUUGACCAUGGCGCGGCGCACGUCCCACGCCAAUCUCCGGGUUCCGACCGACGUAGACACACUCGAUGACGAUGACGUCGAACUGGACGCGGACCGCCUGACCAUCAACCGCGCCGCCGUAACCGUCCCCAUGGUCACCGAACCGCCGCCAGAACAAGACGCAGCGGACGGUCAGGCCGGAGGUCACGAGGACCUGGCGGCACGCACGAGGCGCAGCUUGGCCGGGUUCGAGGCGGCGCGGCAAAGGGCGCAGCUGGAGAGGCGGAGGUCGUUGAGGAAGGGAGGGAAGCACGGUCCGGCUCCGUCGACGCCGGCGGCGGGGAAGAGCAGCAGUUACUUUCCAGCGGUGGACGAGCAAGAGGAGGAAGGGAAUACGACGCUGCUGUUGGCCGAGGAGCUGCUGAAUGGCGGCAAAGAGGAUGAUUAUGAAGCGAUUUUCAUGAGCCGGCCCAAGUUGAAGACUAGUCCGAUCGGGACGCCGGUGCGGGAGUUCUGGGAUUGA